GUUCUUAAAACAAGACUCUAGAGCUUGGGAAUAAGGAACAUCCUGGAGAUACUCUUGCUAGGCCAGGAGGAAGAAAGCACCCAUGUCCAUAUCCACAGGUGGACCGAAUCAUCUUCUGUGUCUUCCUAGAAGUUGACUUCAAAAUCUACAAAAAGAAAAUGAGCGAGUUCUUCCCUGUUGAUGAUAACAAUGAAGGAACAUCUGAUGCUGACAUGAAAGAAGAUGCAGAAGGCCUAGAGCCUAAAGGCCUUUCUCCACCCCACAAGAAGAGCAAAGCGAAGAAACCAGAAAGUUCAAAAGACUCCAGUGAAGAUGAGAGCGGUCCAGAGGAAAAGCAAACUGCGGAAGAAAUGGAAGGGCAGAGCCAAGAAGCAGGUGGGCUCAGGUUUCUUUUGAGGAGUCUCCUAGGCCUCAUCCACAGAGAUGGUGUCAACACUGCCCCUGUGCCCAGCCCUGCUUCAGAAGAUACAGUUGAAGUCCGUAAAGAGGAAGAUUCUGCAAAGGAUGACAAUACUACAAAAGACAAUGAUGUUGCCAGUCAUUCUGUGUGUGACCAAGAAAUCCCCAAUGGACAAGAGAAUGACCCAACAAAGAGUGAAGUAAAAAUUGAGACAGAGUCCCCAAGCUCAUCUAUGGAGACAGAAGAGCUUCCAUCAAACCAAGAAGAUGCCACAAUUGUGGAGCAACCAGAAGUGAUGCCCCUGACAGAUGACCAAGAAGAGCAGGAAGGUGGAGAAGCCCAAGGUGAGGAUGCACCAUCUGGGUUUGCAAAAAGCCAAGCUUCCAGCGACACAGAAGCCACUACAGGUCCUGAUGUUGAAAUGAGCAGUCAGGUUGACAGUGUCAAUGAGCCAACAGAGUGUCAGCAAGAAGAUUUCCAAUAGGGCCACAAGAUGAAGCAAAGGAACAAAGAACUGAAGCUAAAUGACAACCCUCAGCAUUGCAGGGCCUGGCCCUGGGGGACUUGGGAAGAUGAUAGUGUGUGCUGUGGAAGAG
Messenger RNA from Cricetulus griseus (Chinese hamster), 996 nucleotides. The record is from RefSeq and is a predicted model, not a curated record. Lineage: Eukaryota; Metazoa; Chordata; Mammalia; Rodentia; Cricetidae.